UCAACGAAUCUGGUAGAUAGUGGCGGGUACUUUUCCCCCAUUUGAAAAAAAGUCACAAAUUAUCCGUCUGUAAAGAAAUCGAUUCAUUGAUCAACCAAGGGUAGCUGAUCCUAGACUCCCACUGGGCUUGACAUGACAUCUCUGUGGUGAAUUGUUCCGUUCUUUGUGCAAACAUCUGUCCCGCGCUCAAGAGCUUGUCUUCGAACGGGACGUGGUAACCAAGCGUUUACACUCUUCAAAUUACUUUCAAUAGCACUUGGCCGUUGAACAGCGGAACAAAGCAUUGCCUUAAACCAUCGAGACAGGGAAAUUAGAUGAUUCUGUUUGAAAAAGAGCUAUGAUGGAUGCAGAUACUAGUGGACACUCUGACAUAUCUAUAUGCAGUGAUGAUACAGAAUUUCUUCUUGGUCAGAAUGUCUCUAUCAGGGAAAUAGAUGAUGAUGAUGUCAUCCAUGCUCAUGAAAAUGUAAAAAUCCCAUUAUCUGUUGGUAAAUCCUACCAUUCGUCACCUCAAUGUUCACCUCAAAAACUACAGCAAGUUAACUCUAGUAAUUUGAGAUCUCCACAAAGAAAGGGAAGGAAUACUAAACCGGGGAAAGGACAGGAUGUUAUACAAAGAUCACCCGGUAAUAGCAAACCAAAGCAAUCUUCUGCAGAAGAAUCAUUUAAGAGUAACAUCAAAACGAAAGUAGAUAAGAAGUCACAACCUCGACAGAAUUAUGCGCCAAAAGAAAAUUUAAAGGGGCAAACACCUCAGACUAGUUAUGGCUCAGAACCAGCAAGAUACAAUAAAGAUGGUGAAAGGACACCAAAAAGCAAGAAACAAGUUCCAGAUAACCUUGCCAAGCAUCCACAUGGUGUAGGUAACUUUCAGUCACCAGAGAGUCACAAAUCAAUUCAUGCACAUCAAAAUGUCAUUGGUAGUCCAAAAGUAAAGUCUGAAUCACCAUACAAAUCAUCGCAAUUAAUUCCCCCAUCAAGAGACAAAGCAAAUGCAAAGAGAAAGCAAGUUGAGUUUGGUAGGUCACUAUUACGUGAACACUAUAUUCCUGGCAAUCAGAACAACUGGGAAAUUGACUCAGAGAUAUCAUUAGAAUUAGUAAAUGGUGAGCAAAAGUUUGUAGAAACAGAAUCAAAUGAUUUAGAAAGUCAAAUGUCUGAGGCAACUGAAGAUCUGAUGGCAGGGCAGGAUGAGGAUGAGGAGGAUUUCACUGAGAAGCUCAAGGAACUUAACUUAGCUGUGAAUUAUGAUGCUGGUACAAAUGAAUACUUUGAUGACAAAGUAAGAGAAGGAGCAGAACUUUUAUCCAAGCUGUUUGGUGGUCAGGUGGAUAAUUACUACAGCUCCUCCAGAAAUGAGCUAAUCAUGUCGACUAACAUCUCUACAAAUAAUGAUAAUCGUAUUGUGAAAAGACAGCCCUUGUACAUGCGGACAUUGAAAGUUGGUGGUCAGUCUAAGAGUUCUACGUCAGGAUCAGCAAGUGUCCAGGAAGUUUCUAGAUCUGACAGUCAUCUUGAGGAAAGGAGAACUCCCAGUCACACUAGUAGCGCUACACAGCACUCUCUUCAACAAUCCAUUUCACCACAAGUGCAGUCACGAACAGAGGAACAGAACAGUGGGACCUUAACAGAUCAAAGCAGCUCCUUUGAGUCCAGUGUGUCAACAGCAGCUAGAGGACAUAGAUCAACUAGCCAACGUAAAGAGGUGCGAUUUAGAGAUGAAAUAACAUCAUCGAAAGAAAUUAAGCAGCGCGACCAUCGUGUGGCAACAGAUGGUGAGUUUAUCAAGGAGACCUCUGCUUUUAGAGCAGCAAUGAACUAUGAUGAUGAUGAUGACAAUGCUAGUGACAAUACUGAGGAGCAAAGAGAUUAUUAUUAUGAUCACAAUGAUGAGAUGAAUUAUACUCAAAAUAGAAGGAUGAUACCAGUGCAAAAUCAAGAUGAGUUAGGCAGAGAAACUGUCCAUAAUUAUGAACAGAGAGUAAAAUCACAGUCUUCAUCAAAGCAGCGAGGGACAUCUCAUCAUCGUACAGAUGAAAGUUUUUCAUCACCACACAGGAACAGGACUGAGCAGCGGUUUAAUGUUGAGAAGUUUUCUGAUAGUAAGAGUUCCAGAAGGUUGGACUAUCAGGACAAUGGACCAGCACCUGCAGGAUUUAUGACAUCAACUCCUCACCAAAAACUUGAGCCUGUCUUUUCAUCACCCAAGGCUUUUCAGGUGGAGAAGGUGGAGGUGCAAAAAGAAACCCAGAGGAUAAUGCUUAAGUUGCAGGAGAAUGAAAGAAAGCUUAACAGAAGCUUACAGGAAGUUAGAAAUGUAGAAUUUGAGCUCGAAGAAGCUGCAUCAAGAAAAAAGAUUGCUAUACAAGAAAUUCAAGUUCUUGAAGAAACGAUCACACGUAAUAAAGCUGAAGUCAACUCUUCCGAAAAUCUGGUGGAACAGUACAGGCAACAAGCAACCAAAACUAGAUCUCAACUUAUGGACCUUGAACUACAGCGAGAUAACAUCCAACAUGAAAUCAAAGAGCUCCGAAACUGUCUCGCUAAACAGAAACAAGAGUCGAAACAAGUUGUUGAAGUCGAAAAGAGAAACGAGUUGAAAGUCUUAGAGCUGAGCAUAGAGAAAGAUAAAAUUCAAAGCGAAGUGGAGUCAUUACGAUCUCAAUUUAAACACGCUGAGAGCAAUUUUGUUCAAGAAAAACAGAAAUAUGUGGAAAAGCUUAGACUAGCUCAAGACCAACUGCAAGAGGAGCAACGAGCAUCGAAAGACAGUGUUGAAAAACUCAAACAGCAACUUGAAGACGAACGUCAGAAGGCUCGGGAUUCUCACUACGAAAGAAUCAAUGCCAUUCAUAAACUACAAGAUGAAUCAAAAGAGAUGCAUGAAAAGGAAGUCGAAGUGCUAAAAAACAGAUUUGCGAGGGAAAAAGAAAUGGAAUUGGAGACGCUGCGUGAAAAAAAUCGAAGAGAUACAGAAGGACUUAAUAAAAAGUUACAGGAACAAGACCACACAAUAACUCAUUUACAGAGCAGCUUGAAAGAGUACGAGGAGGAAAUAGCAAAACUCAAGACUCAAGUAUUCCAAGAACAACAGAAGUUAUUUGAUUGUGAGAGCGAAUGGAAAGAGAACUUGGCAAAACAAGACACACACGCCAAGUCCUUGAGAAUUGAGAUCGACUCUCUGAACGAAAAAGAGUCAUUUCUUCACGAGAAGAUAAGAAGAACCGAACAGCUCCUAGAAGAGAAAGUUUUGGAAUUGAAAAGACACGAGGAAAAGUCUGCUUCUCUGUCUGAAGAGCUCAAUCAGGUUAUGAAGAAUAAAGAUGAUGAGAUUGUAAUGUUGCGAGGCCUGGUUCGUCAGCAAGAAGACGCCACAAGAUUACUGGGAGAGAGGAUGAGAAACGAAGCACAGGAGCAUAUUCGAAAUGCUCUGGAAAAGGAACGGGAGUCAACAGACCGUGAGCGCGCUCGGCACCAGGCCAAACUGGAGGAAAUACGCGACAAAUAUGAAUCAGCACUGAAACAAGUGAGAGAGGAACUGGAGGCUGAGAGACAAGGGCACCAUCACCUUAAUGCUUCAGUCAAUAAAAUAAAAAAGGAAAUUGAACGGUUGCGAGAACUGAACCUGCAGGCUGAACAGGAAAAAGUGAACGCUGUGGCUCAUGUUAGAAGUGAGGCUAAAGAAGAGAUUGUGAAGAUGAGGGAUAAAAUACAGGAGCUGACCGCAUUGGCAGAAACCUCCGAGAAAGAGACCGCUAUGGAACUCACAGAGGAGUGUCGGAAAACGGCCGCGUUGCUUGGAGAUUCUGCUAACACUACCCCUGUGAGGAAUUUGUCAAACAGUUAUGUUGGUGAAAGUCCUCGAUCAACCACUGACAGUCCUGCCCGGGAGGCGCUGCUGAAUCUGCGCUCUUACAAUGAAGAGUUACGACAGCAUUUGAUUGAAGCCCGUAAGGAGCUGGAGCAAAACAAUAGAGAACUGUCCCUCAAGAAACAGUUUCAGCAACCAAGUAACGGAGACCUCACUCCUCAACAAGUGCAACUGUUCAAAAAGACGCUUAUUGCGAAGGACGAAGAAAUAACCAGAACGAAAAGGCAGCUGCAAGAGGAAAGUGAAAGGAAUGCUUUACAGAUCAAGUCAGAGAGAACGGCAUAUCAAAAGACCAUAGAUCGCCUGGAGAGGGAACUCAAGCACGCAAAGGCUGCGACUCCCGCUGGCAGCCCCAUGGUAAACGGGACUUCCUCUCCUCCUGAGAGUGGCGUUGGCACCAGUCUCAGUUCGACGACUCCAAGCCCGAGGCCUGGGGAGGACUCUAGCACGGCGCGUCUUUUGCGACACUUGCAAGGCAGAGUGCAACAAUUGCGGGCGCAAAAUGACAGUCUGCGGAAGUCAUCUGAGAACGAGUCCUUAAAUGAUAGUCACUGUAGUGUGAUGUCAACGGAGUCGUUCAACGGAGGCGAUGCUGAAGAAAACAAAAGACUUCUCGCUGCACUGAAGACAACAGAGGACAAGGCCCAAAGAAACGCAGCCAUGUUGAGUCAGAAGAUGAUGGAGAUGACCAAGCUACAAAAAAUGCUCACGCAUGCGACCAAGGAAAACAUGAAGCUGGAAAGAGCUUACGCUGCCUUACAACGCAAAAUUAUUGACAAUGCAAGAUAGCACAAAAUGCCCUUGUAAUAUUUUAAAAUAGUCUCACAUACUUACGUUAUAAAGCUUUUAUUAUCCAUUCAGGGGGUAUCUUUCGUCAAAUGUUUGUUAUAUUUUUUUGGAGUGUUUUUCGAAAUUUAAAGUUAUUUUUACCAAUCGAUCUUUUCAGUGCUUAUCUUAAUGGAUUGAGAGAUCUUUAUCAUUUGUUGUAUCAGCCUAACCUCUUUAAGCCAUUUGUAAACUCAGAGAAGGUUGACUACCUGAGUAUAAUUCGCUGAAGUUUUACAUAGAAUGUUCUGAUUGGUAAAAGGGUGUUGCUCGAUGUUUUUCAGUAUUAAGGCCAGAACACACCCGAUGACAUAUGAUCACGACAGGUCUCUGCCAUACACCAUGUAUUGUAUACUGCUUCCAAAACUAGCCGCAGUGAGCCACCAAACUCAAACCAGUGACGUAUUUUAGGCAUAAAAUUAUGUUACAGCUACAGAGACUUUCUCGCAUUUUUUAAAAUUAUCACUGCGAUUUGUCGCCUCGUGUCUCGGCCUUGAAUAUUCGAAAUGAAGACCUCAUUCGCUGGUAACUAACCAAAAAACCGGGCCAAAGUAUACGAGUUUUCCUCAAGUCAACAAACAGAAGCAGGUACUUUUUUUACGACUGCCAUACAUGUAAAUACCCAACUUGUAACACAUUGUUAUGUUCUUAAUAUAUACUUUAAAUGAGAGUGUGGAAAUUAUUUUAACUUAAGAUUUUGUACAGAAAAGAGUGAAAAGUUAGUGAAGCUAACGAAAGAAUGUACUUUAUUAAAGGCGUGUACUUAUAA
This is a messenger RNA of Pocillopora verrucosa, 5465 nucleotides long. Lineage: Eukaryota; Metazoa; Cnidaria; Anthozoa; Scleractinia; Pocilloporidae. The record is from RefSeq and is a predicted model, not a curated record.